GGGAGAUGUGAGAACGUGUACUGCUGCUUAAAUGACUACAGAGCUGAGCUUGGUUGAGAAAACGCUAUUGCUGCUAUACAUGUGCAGCAUUCCAAGAGCUCCACAUUUUCUUCAUUGAGAGAGGACAUUCAGGAGGAGAAGGACAGAAAGGAGAGGAGAAGGAUAAAGGACAUGAUGUGGAAAAGAGGAUGAACGAAUGCAGAGCGCAUCACCAGAAACUUCUGUCCUCGCUACAGAGACGCUCAUCUGGCAGCAGUGCAGGGAGAUGUGAGCAGCAGAUGCAGCCAGAAGCGGCAGAGCAAACGCCUGAAGCAGGAUAAGCAUCCACCUUGACAGCCAAACUUCAGCACUCCUCACUCCUCCACAAAUACGUGCUGUACAUUUACUCUCUCACACACGCACACACACACACACACCCAAACGAACGCUUCAUACCAGGACAGCAUGAGUGUGAUGCUUGGAUCCUCAGGCAGGAAUAUCUUGUGUUGUGCUGAAGCUGAGUAAAUGCCUAGAGCCCAGAGCAGCUGUGGCUGAGCGGAGGUAGAGAACAGGCAUUGCCAUGAUGUACCUGUGGUGAAUAGCAGUACCGACACCAGAACAAAGACCACCUCCACGGUCCUCCGUAGAAGGAACUGGAACCUGUACUCAGCAGACCCGAUGCAUUAAAAAUGUAUGUCCCCUGGGGACAGCUACCAACACAGUCUGGGAACCGCGCAGUGAUGGAGACUUUCGAUGAACUGGAGCAUCCCUUGCUAGGUAACAGCCCAAAAGGCUCUAGUCUGGGACCAGAGGUUAGUGGUGGAGUCUACAGAGGCAUCUUGGUGAGGUGUGAGGAUGAGAAAGCUCUUCACUCUCUGGCCUGGAGAAGCUACUGUGCGUCUGCAGACAUCCACCACCAGCAGUUUUUGGAUCCGUGCAGCCUUCCCAACACCUUGGAUUCUCUCUACUCUCCUGGCCCCAUGUGGGUCCCCACAGACUCCCUGGGCCUGCAAAGUAAGGACUACCUGGAGACCACCUUUGUUGACAUUGGACCCAACUCCCCUCUUGAGAGGAAACUGCUGGGGGAGGUCAAAGAUGCCCACAGCUUGUCUUAUAGUAUGGAUGAUGAGGAUGACCUUCUGCCAGAUUUUGAGGAUUCUUCAAGUGAUGAGUUCAGUGAUACAGACAGCGAAACCAACUUCCCAUUGAUGGUCCCUCAGGACUACCUUGGCCUGGCAUUCUUCUCCAUGCUCUGCUGUUUCUGGCCACUAGGAAUCGCAGCUUUUUAUCUGUCACAAAAGACUAAUAAAGCAGCAAUACAAGGGGAUUUCCAGAGUGCUAAUGCAGCGUCCCGUCAAGCUCUGUGGCUCUCAGUGCUCUCCAUCAUCUUCGGGAUCAUCACAUACAUCUGUGCUGUUGCUGCCCUCAUUUCCUACCUGUCUGGGAAACCACCAUAG
Sardina pilchardus (European sardine) is the source of this 1436-nucleotide messenger RNA. It is a transcript of the gene tmem91, whose product is annotated as transmembrane protein 91. The coding region runs from base 669 to 1436 and encodes 255 amino acids. The transcript is spliced from 5 exons. The record is from RefSeq and is a predicted model, not a curated record. Lineage: Eukaryota; Metazoa; Chordata; Actinopteri; Clupeiformes; Clupeidae. Gene Ontology annotation, cellular component: intracellular membrane-bounded organelle; membrane.